Equus quagga is the source of this 743-nucleotide messenger RNA. RefSeq names its product complement factor H-related protein 5-like. The annotation marks the transcript as partial. The record is from RefSeq and is a predicted model, not a curated record. NCBI's taxonomy places the organism in Eukaryota, Metazoa, Chordata, Mammalia, Perissodactyla, Equidae. The transcript is spliced from 4 exons.
AAUGACAUUUACAAAGUUGGAGCCGUGUUGAAAUUCUCCUGCAGACAAAGACAUAGAAUUGUUGGAGCCGAUUCAGUUCAGUGCUACCACUUUGGAUGGUCCCCUGGUUUUCCAACAUGUAAAGCUGAAGUAAGAUCGUGUGGUCCACCUCCUCAACUCCCGAAUGGGGAAGUUAAAGAAACACAGAAGCAAGAAUAUGGACACAGGGAAGUGGUAGAGUGUGUUUGCCAUCCUGGAUUUCUGCUGAAGGGUUCUAACAAAAUUCAAUGCGUUGAUGGAGAAUGGACCACCUUGCCUACGUGUAUUGAGGAGGACAGUACAUGUGGAGAUGUACCUGACCUUGAUCAUGGCUAUGUCGAGCCUUCUGGCCCUCCCUAUCGCCAUGGAGACUCAGUAGAGUUCACUUGCAGAGAAGCAUUUACAAUGAUUGGACACAAGUCAAUUAUGUGUAUUCGUGGAACGUGGACCCAACUUCCACAGUGCAUUGCAACAGAUGAACUUGCGAAGUGUAAAUGGUCAAAGUUAAUUACACGUGAGGAAAGCUAUUCACAUAAGAUUGAAUUUAAUCAUAACGCCAACAUAAGUUACAAAUGUAGAGGAAAAUACAAACACUCAACCUGCGUAAAUGGAAGAUGGGAGCCUGAAGUAACAUGCACGGGUAAGCUCUUAUUUGCAAUCUUUUUAAAGUUUUAUUCUAUUUCUUCCUAACUUGUAAAAGUAAUAUAUGUGUCUUUCUAAAAAUU